Molecule: messenger RNA, 677 nt
Organism: Cololabis saira (Pacific saury)
Lineage: Eukaryota; Metazoa; Chordata; Actinopteri; Beloniformes; Belonidae
Gene: ndufb8
Product: NADH:ubiquinone oxidoreductase subunit B8
Exons: 5
Coding region: 42-608 (188 amino acids)
Biological process (GO): mitochondrial electron transport, NADH to ubiquinone
Cellular component (GO): mitochondrion
Source: RefSeq, a predicted model, not a curated record
GAGUUGCGCAUGCGUAGUUGCCAUUGUCUCAGCCAGUAAACAUGGCAGGUGUUGGUUUCCGACGGUGGGCCGGAGCCCUCGUCAAGGGGAAAGGUCCCGGCGUUACGGCCGUUCUGUCGGCAAGCAGAGCAGCCUCUAGUGCGUCAAAGGGCGGCCUGCCUGGUCCGUUCCCGCAGACCCCCGAGGAGAGAGCUGCGGCUGCGAAGAAGUACAACAUCAGGGCGGAGGACUACGAGCCGUACCCCGACCAGGGCAUGGGAUUCGGAGACUAUCCAAAACUACCAGAUCGGUCCCAGCAUGAGAGGGAUCCCUGGUACCAGUGGGACCAUCCCGACCUGAGGAGGAACUGGGGAGAGCCGAUGCACUGGGAUUUUGACAUGUACCUCCGGAACCGGGUGGAUACGUCUCCCAGCCCUGUGCCAUGGUCCACAAUGUGUAAACAACUGUUCGGUUUUAUUGGGUUCAUGUUGUUUAUGUUUUACCUGGGAGAGAAAUUCCCAGCCUACCAACCUGUUGGUCCUAAGCAAUAUCCCUACAACAACCUGUACUUGGAGAGAGGAGGAGAUCCUGAAAAAGAACCUGAGGAAGUUAAAAGUUAUGAAAUCUGAAAACUGAAUUACAGUUCUACUUGUGUAUAUAAAUCUCUGUCAAGAAUAAACACUUAUGUUAACAGUUAA